Abrus precatorius (Indian licorice) is the source of this 996-nucleotide messenger RNA. RefSeq names its product peroxidase 72-like. The record is from RefSeq and is a predicted model, not a curated record. Bases 1 to 996 code for a protein of 331 amino acids. The transcript is spliced from 4 exons. Lineage: Eukaryota; Viridiplantae; Streptophyta; Magnoliopsida; Fabales; Fabaceae. Gene Ontology annotation, molecular function: peroxidase activity; heme binding. Gene Ontology annotation, biological process: hydrogen peroxide catabolic process; response to oxidative stress.
AUGGUCAAUUCCAUAUACUUCCUCCUGCUUCUGUCUCUACUAGCCUUUGCCCCCUUCUGUCACUGUAGGAAAAAAAUAGGAGGUUACCUCUACCCACAAUUUUACGAUGAUUCAUGCCCCAGAGCCCAAGAAAUUGUUAAGUCCAUCGUUUCCAAGGCUGUUGAAAAAGAACCCCGCAUGGCUGCUUCGUUGCUGAGACUACAUUUCCAUGACUGUUUUGUCAAGGGUUGUGAUGCAUCAGUGUUGCUAGAUAGCAGUGGAACUAUUAUAAGUGAGAAGAGGUCAAAUCCUAACCGUAAUUCAGCUCGAGGAUUUGAAGUCAUUGAUGAAAUUAAAUCCGCAAUAGAGAAAGCAUGCCCACAUACAGUGUCUUGUGCUGAUAUUUUGGCUCUCGCGGCCAGGGAUUCAACUGUUCUUACCGGUGGACCAAGCUGGGAAGUACCUUUGGGCAGAAGGGACUCUCUAGGAGCAAGCAUCAGUGGCUCAAAUUACAACAUUCCUGCCCCCAACAACACAUUCCAGACCAUCCUAACUAAGUUCAAGCUUAAGGGGCUUGACAUUGUUGAUCUAGUUGCCCUGUCAGGAAGCCACACAAUAGGAGAUUCACGAUGCACGAGCUUCAGGCAAAGACUCUACAACCAAACUGGCAAUGGAAAGGCAGACUUUACUCUUGACCAAAACUAUGCUGCUCAAUUGCGCACUCGGUGCCCAAGUUCUGGUGGAGACCAGAAUCUGUUUGUCUUGGACUUUGUCACCCCAAUAAAAUUUGACAACUACUAUUACAAGAACUUAUUGGCUAACAAGGGUUUAUUAAAUUCUGAUGAAGUUCUCUUAACAAAGAAUCAAGUAUCUGCAGAUUUGGUGAAGAAAUAUGCCGAAAGAAACGAUCUUUUCUUUGAACAAUUUGCCAAGUCCAUGAUUAAGAUGGGAAACAUUACUCCUUUAACAGGAUCAAGGGGAGAGAUAAGAAAGAAUUGCAGAAAGAUUAACACUUAA